AUGUCCACCCAGCCCCUCCUCCAGCGGACUGCUAAGAAGAGGAUCGCACUUCCCGUCCGAGUCGAGCCCAAAGUCUUCUUUGCCAAUGAACGUACCUUCUUGUCAUGGCUCCACUUUGCCGUCGUUCUCGGCGGUCUCGCCGUGGGGCUAUUGAACUUUGGUGAUAAAGUUGGAAAGAUCAGCGCCGCCAUGUACACAAUUAUCGCUCUCGCGGUCAUGCUCUACGCUCUGACGGUAUAUCAAAUGCGAGCGAGAGCCAUCAGAUUGCGGACGGGUGCGCCGUACGACGAUCGAUUGGGUCCUACUGUACUCUGUGUCUGUCUCCUCGCUGCUAUCGUGACCAACUUCAUCCUCAAGGCGGUAUACGAAUAG
Molecule: messenger RNA, 372 nt
Organism: Dioszegia hungarica
Lineage: Eukaryota; Fungi; Basidiomycota; Tremellomycetes; Tremellales; Bulleribasidiaceae
Exons: 7
Coding region: 1-372 (123 amino acids)
Cellular component (GO): fungal-type vacuole membrane; vacuolar transporter chaperone complex
Source: RefSeq, a predicted model, not a curated record